Messenger RNA from Triplophysa dalaica, 2902 nucleotides. It is a transcript of the gene syt16, whose product is annotated as synaptotagmin XVI. The record is from RefSeq and is a predicted model, not a curated record. The transcript has 6 exons. Bases 443 to 2305 code for a protein of 620 amino acids. NCBI's taxonomy places the organism in Eukaryota, Metazoa, Chordata, Actinopteri, Cypriniformes, Nemacheilidae.
CAGCUUUAAUAUGUUGUGUAAAUGGAGAUGAAGUAAGUAAGUGCUCAUCUCUAUGUGUUCUGUGGGUUGUACCUUUCUCUAUUCAUUUUUGGCAAACACAUGUGAUACACACUGACUCACAUGAGUCAACACUGCACCUUUCGGUGACACACAGCGUGUGUACAACACACAGACGGACACACACAGUACAAAUUACACAGUGUAUGUUGGAGGAAGUGUUCUGCUGUGGUAUUUCAAAAGCGGCUCCCUUAGCAAACAUUCAGUAGGUCUGUCCGUCAGUCCUACAUGAGGUCCUGACUGUGCUACAAACCCGGUCUGCAUUCAAAUGGUGUUGAACGGGCUUGACUGAAGGUAUAUUUUCCUGCAGGAGCUUCAAUUGGAAUAGUUAUGUUUUUUACAUGCCGUGCUGGCAACUUACUGAAUUAGUUUAAAACCUGACAGAAUGGCAGAUGUUCCUAAGUCAGGUAUCCCAGCAUUCUCUGCGUGGUUCGCUCAGGUUUCAGACGCCAUCUCCAAUAGCUUCCGCAGCAUCGGUCAGAAUGGAGGUGUUGACUCUGAGGUAUCCCACUCCCCUGAUGCUGGGGUCUCUGUGGAAGGUUAUUGUUCAGAGGUGGACUCCGAUGGCGAUUCAGGGAAGAACGUGAGCGAUGUUAAUGGGGAUAUAGCGGAUGUUUCCAGGAUGGAUUCACAGGAGAAGCUAGAGGCACUUCAAGAUCAGCUGGCACUGCGUGGUUUGGGCAGCACGUUUGAUUCCAGCCACUCAUGUGAACGUCUCACACCCAUCAGAGAGGAACUAGAUGAGGUGGAGAGCAGGAGGAGUUUUGCUUCACAAUGUUCUAAUUCUGUGAAUAGUUACGGUGAUGACGGUGAGAUUUCCAGUUCGUCGGAGAGCGAGGAUGAACUAGCAAAGCAGUUUGAAAUCUCUGUCUCUCGCUCACAAAGUUUCCGCUCUGGAGUCAUGGAACUCAACACCCAGGAUGCACCGGGGAAACAGCACAAAUUUAAACCCCUGCAGUCUGACCAGGAGGAAGGAAGCACAGAGCCGUCUGACUGCGAAGAAACGGAGAGAAUCAGUGUUCAGGGGUUUCAAGAUCCUCUCUCAUCCAGACGGCGUGUUAUGUCGGAGCCUAGAGACCCCCUAUCGCAGAGCCCUUUACCCGAGCGGCGAACCCCAACAGACCCACUCUCUUUAAUGGCUGAGCAGAUUUCUGUUGGCUCCCAGGACACAGCGGAUGGUCUUGAGGCCUUACCAAGAGAUGAAGGCAGUCGGGUGGGCAGCAUGGGGCGGCAAACACCACAUAAGAGCCUGGCGAUGGAGAAUUAUGGUUUUGACAAUACUGAGGCUACAGAUUCUGCAUGUAGCCCUGAGCAUGAGCAAUCUCCAUCCCACCCUCUGAGCUCUUCCCCUCACCACAUCUCCAAAUGCGGUGACCUCAUCAUUGCCCUCGACUACAGGGCUGACACCCACAGGCUCCUGGUCUCCGUGGUAACAGCCCAAGGCAUUCCAGACAAGACACGGAGUGGCAUGGAUUCCUGGCAGGUGCGCGUGGUUAUGUUACCAGGGAAACGUCAGCGGCACAAGACGGCCGUACAGAAAGGGUCCACGCCAAGGUUCGAGGAGACUUUCCGGUUUUCGCAUCUAGAACCAGGGGAUUUAGGUACUUCAAUGCUCAGGUUCCGUCUGUAUGCACUGGGGAAGAUGAACAGAGAUAGGAUGAUGGGAGAGGCCUUGUACCGUCUGAGCAGACUGAGACAUACAGAUCAGCUUGAGAUCACAUUGGUGUUGGAACCUCGCAGUAAUCUCAAGACAGUAGACUCAGAGAUGUCUUUCAUUACACCGAGCGAAAGUGCUUCCUCAACUCAGUCCGUCUCCCACGGUGGAAAUCCUGAGAUGCUGUUGGGUUUAUCAUAUAACGCCACCACAGGACGGCUGUCUGUAGAGAUCAUUAAAGGCAGCCACUUCCGCAACUUUGCGGUCAACAGACCUCCAGACACAUUUGGUAAGCUCACUAUGAUGAACUCUAUGGGACAAGAGAUAUCCCGCUGUAAGACAUCCAUCCGUCGCAGUCAGCCAAAUCCCGUCUUCAAGGAGACGUUCGUCUUCCAAGUGGCGCUCUUCCAGCUCUCUGACGUCACGUUAAUGGUGUCCAUGUACAAUCGAAAGAACAUGAAACGCAAGGAGAUGAUUGGCUGGGUGGCUCUGGGCCAGAACAGUAGUGGAGAGGAAGAACUUCUUCACUGGCAGGACAUGAAGGAAAGCGGAAACCAGCAGGUCUGCCGCUGGCACACCCUACUUGAGGCUUAGAGAAGAGAGAGAACUUGAAGAUUCCAUUUGAUGGAAAUAUAAUUUACUGUGUUGGACCGGGAGGAUAUUCCUAUGGGAAGGAGAUAGACCAUAUAAAAUGAGGCCAAGUAUACUCUUGAGAUCAACGAAAAAACAUUUUUAACAGAGACUGGUUACAAAGAUGAGGCAUGCCAUAUUGUGAGCACGUAAAAACACAAAGAACACACGCCUUUCCUUAGGAAAACUUGAUACAGGCCCUUAUCUGGUAUCUAGGAAAUGACCUCACAAUGUAAUAUACAAACAACUUACUCCGGCCCCUUGCAGCAACCAAUCAAAACACAUUAGCAUCAGUAAUUGUCGCUUAGCAAUUUCAAGAAUGGAGGUCAGAUUUGAAAUAAUUAAAUGCCUUUCCUAAGAUGUUUUAAAACCUCAAGAUAAGACCCACGCCAAGUGUGAUAUAGAGGUUUUGAGAGACCUAACAUUUUAUGAUCUGAGAGCUGUUUGCUGAACUUGUGCACUUUCAUUUAUUUUAUUUUGGUGAUUGCAAUAAAACGUUAUUACCUGUUCAAAACAUGCUGCAAUUUACAGCCAGGGAGUUAAAUAAAUGGCUUUACUCUC